AAGAAGAACUGCUACUACCGCCUUCAUCCGGUGACGCAGCUUCCUUUCUGCCCGUGCUAACCUCCGAGUGAACACGCGUUCGCCUUUCUAGCUCAAGAUGCGUUACGUUGCUGCUUACCUGCUCGCUGCCCUGGGUGGCAAUGAGAACCCUGAGGCCAAGGACAUCAAGAAGAUCCUGGAGAGUGUUGGCAUUGAGUCUGAUGACACACGCUUGGACAAGGUCAUCUCUGAGCUGAAGGGCAAGAAUGUUGACGAGGUGAUCACCACCGGUUACGGUAAACUGGCCAGCAUGCCAGCAGGUGGUGCCGUAGCUGUUGCCAGCUCUGCAGCUGCUGGCUCAGGCGGAGCCGCAGCUCCUGUUGCAGCUGAGGAGAAGAAGAAGGAGGAGAAGAAGGAAGAGUCUGAGGAGUCCGAUGACGGCAUGGGAUUCGGCCUGUUCGACUAAACUUUUUCAUCUGAUGAAUAAAGUUUCUAAAAAAAUCUCAAAA
Acanthochromis polyacanthus (spiny chromis) is the source of this 488-nucleotide messenger RNA. It is a transcript of the gene rplp2b, whose product is annotated as ribosomal protein, large P2, like. The coding region runs from base 98 to 445 and encodes 115 amino acids. The record is from RefSeq and is a predicted model, not a curated record. Gene Ontology annotation, cellular component: cytosolic large ribosomal subunit; ribosome. Gene Ontology annotation, molecular function: structural constituent of ribosome. The transcript is spliced from 5 exons. Gene Ontology annotation, biological process: translation; cytoplasmic translational elongation. NCBI's taxonomy places the organism in Eukaryota, Metazoa, Chordata, Actinopteri, Pomacentridae.